AUGGAUAUUACGGGUAACGCGUUCGUUGUGGGAGGCGGAAGUGGCAUAGGGAGAGCAUGCGCCCUCGGCCUGGCCAAAGACGGUGCUAAGGGUAUUGUUAUCGCGGACAUGAAUCUUGAAGCAGCAAGCCAUGUUGCCACCGAAUGUAGAGACAUAGCAACUACUACCAAUUUCCGUGCUGAGCCGCUCGAAGUUGACGUCUCUCAGGAAGAGUCUGUGGCGAGGGCCACCAAGUACAUGGUCGAGACUUUUAAGAGAAUUGACUAUUGUAUUAACUGCGCCGGCAUCGGAGUCCAAUUAGCACGACACAUAUCGGAGGCAGACUUUGGCGAGUUCAGCCGUUUUCUCCGGACUCAUGUCGAAGGCACAUUCCUGUUGGUUCGGAGCGUAUCCGCCGCAAUGCAACUUCAAGAGCUCAAGCCUGUUGAUCCUACGAAUCCGGGCCGAGGAGGGACUCGGGGUUCAAUUGUAACUCUGGGUUCUGGCAACUCGUUUGCUGCAGCUCCUCACUUGGUGCAAUAUACAGCCGCUAAGCAUGCGGUGCUUGGUGUGACCAAGAAUGCCGCCCUCGAUAAUGCAGCUCAUGGGAUCCGAGUCAAUUGUGUCUGUCCCACGUGGGUGGAGACGCCCAUGAUCCAAAGCGCGCGAGACGGAGGUGUGGAAAUAGACAGUUGGGUCAAGGGAAUGGUUCCUUUGGGUCGUAUCGCUACUGCGGAGGAGGUGGCGGACGCGGUGAUCUUCUUCUGCAGUCCGAGAUCGAGCUAUGCAACGGGAUGCGGAUUCAUCCUCGAUGGAGGAACCACGCUUACUUGUCACGUCUAA
Messenger RNA from Trichoderma aggressivum f. europaeum, 822 nucleotides. RefSeq lists its product as uncharacterized. The transcript has 4 exons. The record is from RefSeq and is a predicted model, not a curated record. Gene Ontology annotation, molecular function: oxidoreductase activity. Lineage: Eukaryota; Fungi; Ascomycota; Sordariomycetes; Hypocreales; Hypocreaceae. Bases 1 to 822 code for a protein of 273 amino acids.